This is a messenger RNA of Cyclocybe aegerita, 3708 nucleotides long. NCBI's taxonomy places the organism in Eukaryota, Fungi, Basidiomycota, Agaricomycetes, Agaricales, Hemipholiotaceae. The record is from the annotation of a GenBank genome assembly.
AUGAGCAUUGAAAAUCUCAAGAGGGCUACCAGCAACAGCUACAGGUCCAAAUUGACGCAAUCGGAGUCCAUCGACCCAUCGCAAGUCGCUCUUCCUGCAAGCGAAUCUCACCCACCAACACCACCUGGAACCCCAGUUCCCGAGUCUAGGGCUGCGGGAUCGACGCAAACACCUCUCAGGCCCCAUUGCCACGGAGCCUCCGACGGCUAUUCGAACAUUGCAGUCAUGACACCCGUUCUCGAAGCCGAACUCAAGGACAGCACUCAGAACGUUGAUCCCGGGUUCUUUCAGCGUGUGGUCAAGCAGAGAGUUUGGCGUACUGGAGUCACCGAUACCGCGAUCACAGAGUUCGUCCAAAACUCUGGACUCUACGACAACGACACCAAGAGGUGGAACGACAUCAAUGAAACGACUAUCGAAAAAACGCUUUAUGAGCCUUUCCAUCAAAUAUUCCAGGAGGUCGUCGCCACAUUCAAGCUGGAGGAGCGCGAGGCCAUCCCUACGUACAACAUCAAGAUCCAACAUAUCGAGGGUGAUACAGGCGACAGCUCACUUAAGACGUCUCCUGACCUCUUCAUCUAUGGGUCCGGGCGCAAUUUCCACUCGGAGAAUCUCAAGCUGGAGGAGGACAAGGAAAAGGCGAACUACAAGUACUGCGCGUCGCCUUGCGGAAUCAAGACGGAGCAUAACUUGAAGGACAAAGUUGUGACGCAGGUUGGGGUAUAUGCUCGCCAAUGCUUCAUGCAGCAGGGAAACCGUCGAUACGUCUACUCUCUGGUGAUGACGGAGAAGCGUGCUUUCCUCCUACAGUUCGACCGCAAUGGGGUUUUGCGCAGCCAAUUCAUCGACAUUCACGAGAACCCCAAAGACUUUGUCUACCUCAUCCUCCUCGUUUCUUCUCCCAAUUGCACCACUCUUGGAUUCGACACCAGCGUCUACUGGAAGGACGACAAACGAUAUAUUCGAACCUUCAAUGAGAAGGGCAAGCGAGUCUCAUAUGAGAUUGUAGAUGCAAAACCUUUCUUUCAGCGGCGUACGAUUCGAGGACGUGGAACGCUUUGCUGGCUGGGUAGAGACCCUCGUGGCCGAUUGCGCAUCAUCAAGGAUUCCUGGCAGGCUCAAGGACGUGAGCCAGAGCAUACUCUUCUGACGAAGGUGAAGGGUCUCCCGGGCAUAGGGCAGAUGGUUGCUUUCGAGCCGGAGAACGUGACGAUCGCGGGUUUGAGGGGCAUGGAAGGUCAAGAGUGGCCUACUGGAAUGGUCGACCGCUUGUUCCGUCGCAUCGUCCUUAUGGCGUACAGCAAGCAGAUCAAUAAGUUUACGGACCGGAAGCAGUUUUUGUAUGCAUUUCGCGAUGCUGUGGCAGGCCACCAAAACAUGUGGGACAUCAACGUUAUUCACCGGGAUAUUAGCAUCAACAACAUUCUCAUCGGAGAGGAAGACGCUGAAGCGGGAUGGCGUGGUGUCGUUAUUGAUUUGGAUAUGGCCGUCUUUUGGGAGCGUAUGAUGACUAUGGCUGCAGUGGACUUCAGAACGGGCACAAGAGCUUUUCAGUCGCUUUGCGUGAUGGGAAGUGAAAACGAUCGAUUGGAAAAGUUGAUCCUCCUCCCCCACGACCAUCUCGACGACCUCGAAUCAUUUUUCUAUGUCUUCUGCUGGGUCUGCAUGCGCCACACCGCAGAUGGGAAACCUCUCGAAAAGCCACCCUUAACAGAUUGGGAGAGCGAGAACAUCCGGCUGGCUUUUUUAUCUAAGUCGGACUUUCUCUUAAAGGAUCCCGUUGCCCUUUUACACAACGAAGUCGUCAACAUCUUCGGGAAAGUCUUCCAGGGCCUGCUAGAUGCCCUGCGGGAAUUCCUGCGGGUGAAGCACUAUUGGAAAAUUGUGAACAGGGCCACUAUGCCGAACACGAUGGAUACAAUGAGGCCGCAUUCGACUGAGCACUACGCAGAAUUCCUCAGACAUGUUGAUGCCGCGAUCAACGCCCUUGAGGAGGAAGAGGUCGAGCCGUCUUCGAGUUCUCCUGCGCCUUCGCCACCGCCCGAACUCGCAUUGUCGUCUCCCCAUUCCAGCCAGCAAGCCGAAUCAUCCAACGCCCUGAAGCGCACCCGAGACGAGCGAGAUGCGGAUGCAGCUGAGAUGGAUGUUGAUGGAGAGGAAGUACCACCAGCGUCGAAGAGGUCCCACAUCAGCUCAAUGUCGACCUCACAAACUGGGGCAACACUGAUGGCAGCGGCUGCCGGCGUCGCUGCCCCUGCUCCGAGGCGAUCCUCGAGGCAGCGAACUGGGUCCGUUCAAUCAGUGCAAGCGAACGUUGAGGCUAGACGAUCGACAAGAUCGAGGAAUGGAACGAGGUCAACCCAACCAGCAGGGGCUCCCGUCAAUAACGGCGCUUCGUCCUCCAACGGAACUCAAUCUAGGCCGCGUAACGGUUCGGCGGGCUCAGGUGGGAGGCAGACAAGAAGUAGGGCAGGAUCCGGAGGAGCUAGAAAUGCAACGAGAGCGAGGGCGCAAUCGGGAGGGACAAGCGGUGAAUCUUCUGGCGUGACGGGUCUUCGACGUGGUCGUUCGGCUACACGCAAAGGGGGCCAAACAAACUCCUCGAUUGUGGCCUUCGUUGAAAGAUCCGGUCUCUACAAUCGCGCCACUGAACGCUGGAGCAAGUUCGACGGCGUGACCGACGCGGAUCUCUGUGCCCCACUCCUCCAGAUAUUCAGAAAUGUUAUCAAAAGUUUUGGCAUUAAGAAACGUAACGUUAUAAGUAUGCAUUCCACGAAGCUGGGCGACGGCGACUGCUCCUGGAACAUCUACCCUACAUCGCCGAAUACUCUUCCUGGUCUAAUUAUAUUUGGCUCGGGGCCCAACUUCCACCCCGGGAAAGCGACGCCGAAACCGACAGACUAUAUGCACUGUGCCUCGCCCUGCGAGGUUACGACUGAAGCCAACUUGCAUGAGGACGUCGUGAUCCAGGCCAGUGGUCAUCAUGUCGGUAUCAACAACAUCCUCAUCAGCGAUGAUAAUGCAGAAGACGGCUCACGAGGGACACUUAUCGACCUAGACUUGGCGACUUGCUUCGGGCCUGACAUUAGGCUGCCCAACCCCGACAAUAGAAUGGGUACGCUGGAGUACCAAUCUAUCUUCAUCAUGAUGUCCGAAGAGGAAAAGGAAGAAAACCCACCCGCCGUUCUCAACAAUCGAGAGGUGGGAGAGCGAACACCUCAUUGUCCGACUGGGAAGACGGACGUUCCUGUUGAUGGACGCCGAAUGCUCUUUGAUGGUCUCCAAGCAUUAAUGAAGGAGCUAUUUCGGUGGAAAUUCAAUCAGAGGAAGGAGGGCAAGUUGCCGGUCUCGUACGAGGAGAUGAACGUACUCGCGAAGGAGCGCUAUGCGAGGAGGCAUGGACAAGGCACUCCGCACCAACCAGCUCCCUUGUCAUCUCAUAAAUCUGGUCAUGCCGCCGGUGUGAAGCGAAAGCGCGAGCAGCGAGAUGACGACGACCUGGUUGUUAGUGCAUCGCAGGCUCCAUCGUCGAAGAGGCCAUGGACACGGUUGGAAACCGCAAGAUUGGCCGAGGAGAAGGAGAAUAUGAAACCUCAGACGAGGUCGCGCGCCAAAGGGACCAAGACUGCAAGGAAGGCGGCGACAAGGUACGCCGAGCCGAAUGGCCUUCGACGCGGCCAUGUCUCGUCGCAUACGAUUCCCCCCUAG